AUGGCUUGGAGAUUUGCAGCGUCAAAAUUCAAAAAUACCACGCCGAAGCUUCCGAAGAAGGAGGACACAAUCUUCGACUUGCCCGUCGGUAACCUCUCUUGUACAAAUGACGGAAUUCAUGCGUCCGCAGACUUUCUGGCGUUUCACAUUGAGGGCGAAGGCGGCAAGCUUGGAGUUUUGCCGAUUGGAGCCAAAGGGCGGCGGACUCGAAACGAUAUUUGGAUCAUUGCGGCUCAUGGGGAGCAAGUUUCGGAUUUCGGAUUCAUGACGUACGCUGAUCAACUCCUCGCCACAUGCAGUCGUGAUGAGCCAGUGAAGAUUUGGAAGCUCUCGAGAGACUCUUCUCCUCAGCUGGCCACAGAAGUAAACGUUGGAGCUGGUGUCGUCACUGAGUGCCUCAAGGCCCACUCGACAGCCGACAAUCUUCUGGCUGUUGGAUCGCAUAACUCUGCCUACAUCACGGAUAUCUCUACGAAACGGGUAGCUAUUGAGUUGACGGGCAUCACUGAUAAGGUUCAAGCCAUGGGUUGGAGUGAAGACGGACGUCUUCUGGCUGUCAGUGGAGAUAAGGGACGACAGAUUGUUGUGUACGAUCCACGUGCCAAUACGGUACCGAUUCAGACGCUGGAGGGACACGGCGGAAUGGGACGAGAGGCGAGAGUGUUGUUCGCUGGGAAUCGAUUGAUCAGCACUGGAUUCACGACGAAACGAAUCCAAGAAGUCCGUGCUUACGAUACUGGAAAAUGGGGAUCGCCAAUACACACUCAGGAAUUCGUCUCGACCACCGGAGUCCUCAUCCCCCACUAUGAUCCGGACACUAAGCUUGUCUUCCUUUCUGGUAAAGGAACCAACAAACUGUUCAUGCUAGAACUCCAAGAUCGGCAACCAUAUCUCUCUCACGUCUUUGAGCUCACCCUCCCAGAACAAACGCUCGGAGCAACUGUUGGAUCGAAGCGACGUGUCCACGUUAUGGACGGAGAAGUGGACACUUACUACCAGCUCACCAAAAACUCGAUUGUCCCAACACCAUGCAUUGUGCCACGACGGUCAUACAGAGACUUCCAUGCGGAUUUGUUCCCAGAGACUCGUGGUUCGGAGCCAGGAUGCUCUGCUAGUGAGUGGCUCAGUGGAACAAAUGCUGCUCCACCAAAGACUAGCCUUGCUCCAUCAAGUUCUGCCUCUCCACCGCCACCAGAACCAAUGCCACCUCAACAAGCAGCUGUUGCCCCUCCUCGGCCAAUGUCGAUCUCUUCGAAUAAUGUUCCGAAUGGAAAGGAUCAUCAUGUGCCAGCUCCACGGAAAGAGGAAGUUCGUGAAUUGGACUAUGGAGUCUAUGAAAAGGAGAACGGUGCUGUUAGAUCAACUGCCAAGACACCAAGUGCCGAGACGAACAGCACUCAAGGAAACACAUCUCCUCUCACCACCAACUCACCAGAUCCGAUUACUGUAGUCAGUGCAGUCGGAGCACCGAAAGCCACAUCACCACCAGUUACUGGAUCCGCAUCGACUCCAUCUGUAUCCACUCCACUCACUGUUGGACCAGCAUACGGAGAGAAGCCAAAGGAAGCUCCGGUCAAUUUCCGGAAGCCAAUUGGAGCAUCGAACCGAGUCCCACUCUCGCAGAGAGUUCGUCCGAAGUCUUGUGUCGUUGGACAGAUCACAUCGAAAUUCCGCCACGUGGAUGGACAACAAGGAACGAAGUCUGGUCAUGUGUUCUCGAAUCUUCGCAAUGUGAAUACUCGUCUGCCUCCAGAAUCUAACGGAGUUUGUUGCUCGAAUAAGUACGCAGCGGUGCCAUUGGCUGGACUUGGAGUUGUUGGAAUCUAUGAUGUUGAUGCCCCUGGAAAGCUUCCCGAUGGAGUUAUGGAUGGCAUUUUCAAUAAGGCGACUGUCACUGAUCUUCAAUGGAAUCCAUUCGAUGAGUCGCAACUUGCAGUGGGAACGGAUUGUGGACAGAUCAAUUUGUGGCGUUUCUCGGAAUCAGAUGGACCACGAAAUGAGAUGGAGCCGGAGAAACAGAUCAAGAUUUGCGGAGAGAAAAUUACAUCGUUGAGAUGGCAUCCAUUGGCUGCUAAUCUUAUGGUUGUUGCACUUUCGAACAGUACCAUUGAGUUGUGGGAUGUUUCGGAAGGCAAACUGUACAGUCGAUUCGUUCAACAUCAAUCUGGGAUUCUUGGAAUCGCUUGGUCGGCUGAUGGGCGGAGAAUCGCUUCUGUUGGAAAAGAUGCAACACUCUUCGUCCAUGAACCAGCCACUGCUGAGCAGAAAGUCUACGAACGGAAGUCAGUUGUCGAGUCGACCCGCGCGGCUCGUGUCCUCUUCGCCUGCGACGAUCGCAUUGUGAUUGUGGUUGGAAUGACGAAAAGCUCACAACGACAGGUUCAGAUGUACGAUGCGACUACGGUAGACCUCAGACACAUCUACACACAAGUCAUUGAUUCGGCCACUCAACCACUCGUUCCACACUACGAUUACGACUCGAAUGUGUUGUUUUUGAGUGGAAAGGGAGAUCGAUUUGUGAACAUGUUCGAAGUGAUCUACGAUUCGCCGUAUCUCUUGCCGUUGGCUCCGUUUAUGUCCCCAGUUGGAAGUCAAGGAAUCGCUUUCCAUCAUAAGAUUAAAUGCAACGUGAUGGCUGUGGAAUUCCAAGUUUGCUGGCGCCUUUCCGACAAGAAUCUCGAGCAAAUUGUGUUCCGUGUGCCACGUAUCAAGAAGGACGUCUUCCAGGAUGACCUAUUCCCAGAUGCACUCGUCACUUGGGAGCCAGUCACCACGGCGGCUCGUUGGAUGUCCGGACAGGAGUCGGCGCCAGUGUUCCGUUCGUUGAAACCUGAUGGAGUGUUCUCGUCGAUCCCUCGUCCAAUCGCCGCAUCGGUCCGUCACUCUGAGAUGCCGACGUCUUCUGCUGCCACGACGCCAUCGUCAUCUGCCACGCCUUCAACGGAAAAGCAGACGUCAUCUACUCCAUCACAUCCGACGCCAAUCGCACGAAACAUGCAAAGCUGCGCCGUCGAGAGUGCUCACACGCCGGAUCGUCAACAGGUGAGCAAUCAGAAUUCGAUGGACGUGGAAGAAGAAGAAGGAGAUUCUGAAUAUUUUACUGACGAUCAUCAGUCGUCUCAAGAGCUUCUGGUGGAUCUAGGCUCAGAUUCUGAGCAAUGCCACGUGGCAGAGACACCGGUGCCCGCGGACAGAAUCCGUAUUCCAGCGUGUCUCUUGACACCGAAUGAAAACGGGGAAGAGGAGGAGGAAGAGGAUUAUGAUGUCGCUGCCGCCUGGUCGACUAAAAUUGACCUGGACACUCGGCUCGAACAAGACCAAAUGGAAGGAGUGGACGAAACGGAAUGGAAUCAAUAG
This is a messenger RNA of Caenorhabditis briggsae, 3357 nucleotides long. RefSeq names its product Protein CBR-POD-1 (gene Cbr-pod-1). The record is from RefSeq and is a predicted model, not a curated record. Bases 1 to 3357 code for a protein of 1118 amino acids. Gene Ontology annotation, molecular function: protein binding. NCBI's taxonomy places the organism in Eukaryota, Metazoa, Nematoda, Chromadorea, Rhabditida, Rhabditidae. The transcript is spliced from 7 exons.